Rangifer tarandus platyrhynchus (Svalbard reindeer) is the source of this 402-nucleotide messenger RNA. The record is from the annotation of a GenBank genome assembly. NCBI's taxonomy places the organism in Eukaryota, Metazoa, Chordata, Mammalia, Artiodactyla, Cervidae.
AUGGGUAGAGAAGGGCACGUGAGAAGGAGAACUGUGAACCCCCAGGCCCGCAGCCCCAAACAGAAAACCCCGUUUGGUUCCCCCGAUCCUUCUUGGGGCAUUGCCACAGGAACCCUGGCUGUGACAACUCGGGCUCCCUUCUGCAGCGGCCUGGGGGCACCGCGGGUGGGGCGGGGGCGGAAGUGGCCUGUCCAGCCAGCCCUCCCCGUGCCCCCGCCAUCCUCCUGGUGGUGGGGGGUGCGGAGGGGUUACAGUCUGCACAGCCAGAGCAGUGACGCCCCUCCUGGUCCUGCCCUGGCCGGGAUUGGGGUGGGUGGGUGCUUGGCCAGGCUUCUGGACCAGGGACACCCCCAAGAAGCCCACGCCGGGUGGUCGGUCACUGCUCACGCCGGAGCUGUCUGA